AUGUCUGCCGAAGACACCGCCGAGAAGUCGGAUCUCUCCAGACGGAGAGAUUUCGCCCCGUCCAAGGACAGCGAGAAGUCUGGGGACGCCCUAUGGGAAGCUUAUCUAGGAGCCGUGCAAGAAGAAGACACCACCAUCGCAGAGAGCUGGAAUGGGUCCACCAAUGGCAUCCUCACGUUUACCGGCCUCUUCGCCGCAACUGUCGCGGCAUUUGUGCUCGAAAGCUACAACAUGCUCUUGCCGGAUCCCAGCUCUCAGUCUGAUUUGAUCGGAAAUCAGGCCCUCAUCCUACUCGCACAGCUCGUUUCCGCUGGGAACAACACACCAGACAUAGCCCUUCCGCAAUUGCAGGCGGAGCCCUUCGAGGCACCUCGAGUAGCAGUGGUUGUCAACUCUCUCUGGUUCGUGAGCCUUGUUAUCUCGCUCGUUUGUGCUCUGCUGGCGACACUCAUACAGGAGUGGACUCGCGAUUUCCUCCGGGACAUCCGCCGCCGCACUCCGGAUAUGACUCUCAGAACAUACACGUUCAAUCAUAUCUACGUCCGUAUGGGCGUCGAGAGCUUCAAAUUGGACUACGUGACCUCUUUCAUUGUCGCUCUCAUGCACGUCGCUGUCAUCCUGUUCCUGGUUGGGCUGGUGAUGUUCCUCCGCACGGUCCAUCACACUCUGGCAACUGUGGUUGAGAUAACGUGCAUUGUGGCCGCAUCCAUAUACUUUGUGUUCAGUGUUUUGCCGUUCUUAAAGAACAGCUGCCCUUACCGAACGCCUUUGACUUACAUCAUGUUCUUCGUCGGUUGGUUAUCAGUACUGUUGAUUGCACUGAUAUUCCAAGUGAUGUGCAUGGCAGUCCUGGUGGGACUCUCCACGGUGCUGUUUGCGCCAUUUCUCGCGCUUUUCCUCCCUUCUUAUGCUGCAUUGUUCACGAUAUGUAUCGUGGUAAUUGCGAUCUGUCUCGCCAUCAUGCUACCUUUCGUGGCCAUCAGCCUUGUCGUGUUAUUCAUCUUCGGCGUCAUAUGGGGCCUCUACCAGUUUCAUAGCCAUUCAUGGACAGAGAUCUUCGAAUGGGUCACACAACAGGUCUCAAGUUCCGUCGGAAAACGCGCACAGCGGCCUGAAGUACGAAAGGCGUUGGGAUUCGGGUUGAGUGUCCUGCGGCCGUUGUGGUAUAUCAUUGCAGCGCUCCGUUUCUACAUGCAUUGCACGCUACCAACGCGACGCCUUCCCGGGCAAAAAGAUGUCCCUGUCUAUAUACCGGAACACCUGGGCGUGUCUUAUCUAGCAAAAAGACUGUCGGGGGAAGAACACUUCAUCACCGACAACCGCUUGCUCUUCUUGUGGGAACACACCUGCACACACUUCUUGAGUUCAGAACGGCGUGUUGAUCUCGCGGAUAACCUCCUUCGAUCACUCGAUCUCAACACACAGAAUCAUGGUGCAUUCUGCGUAUACCUUCGCCACAGCGACGCAUUCCUGAGAAUUCUCGCUCAGAGUAUGAGCUCUUUGGAGUCUUCAAACGCCGAGAUACUGGGAAUGCUAGAGUUGUUGAAGAUCCUCCUUGGAGCUAAACAUGACAUAGAAUAUUGGAUCAUGGAAGACGACCGAUGGACGGCCAUGAAGCGUCAUAAGAUCACAGAUUGUUUCGUCGGAUUCUCACGAAUGAUCACUCGUGUUAGCCCAGCACAUCCUUCCAGCAUGAACGAUAGGAUCAGGGUGCUCAUGGGGCUCUUUGAGCUCCGGCAGACGUUGAUACUUAUGCGGUAUCCCUCGAUUUCCAUCAAUGCGCAGGGUGGCCCCAGGAACAAGUCUUUUCUUGAUGAAAUGUUGCAGUCCUUCGAGAGCAUCGAAGGCCUCGCUCUGAUCACAAUCUACUCCAAUCCUUUAGGUUCGCUUCCUGACGAGGACAUCGAGAAGGCUAGUGGGAGAGUGUGGCGGCGUUACGAAUAUGCGCUCCGGAACAUUCUUGUACUGCUCGUCAAUCUGCUCUAUCUGGACCCGAACGCAUAUCUCUGCCGUGAAUAUCUCACGACGAUAAUGGCAGAAUGGAAAGAGCUGACCAAUGAGGCGGAGUUCACGUCUUUCAAAGAAUCCUCGCUCAAGCGCAUGCCGUCCAGUCCGCUGAUAUAUCUCCUCUCCACCAAAUGGCCCCCUGUAUACAGCCAUGUUCUGGAUCAAUUCUCCGCCCUCAUCACGCCCACCAACUCGCAACCUCCCCGACUUUACCAGGAGCUCCCGGCCGGUGAGCAGGCGUUCAGAGCCAUCCCCAUCACAUUCGCACCGCCAGCACGACGAGAAACCCCAUACAAAUCAGAGGCUGCCAUAUUCCGCGCAGUUCUCUUGGAUGACAACCAAUCCCCGGAAGAUGGUCAUGCCUCGCACGUAAACACGCCAGACAGCCCGUCCAAUAGAAGUGUAGAGGAAGGCAGUCUCGGCUUGGAUGGGACGGUGCACCUACAGGGCACUGACGAAGCGCAGGCCUGA
Messenger RNA from Peniophora sp. CBMAI 1063, 2478 nucleotides. Lineage: Eukaryota; Fungi; Basidiomycota; Agaricomycetes; Russulales; Peniophoraceae. The record is from the annotation of a GenBank genome assembly.